This is a messenger RNA of Myotis daubentonii (Daubenton's bat), 2885 nucleotides long. It is a transcript of the gene CIZ1, whose product is annotated as CDKN1A interacting zinc finger protein 1. The record is from RefSeq and is a predicted model, not a curated record. Gene Ontology annotation, molecular function: zinc ion binding; nucleic acid binding. Gene Ontology annotation, cellular component: nucleus. Lineage: Eukaryota; Metazoa; Chordata; Mammalia; Chiroptera; Vespertilionidae.
UGCGGAGGACGCGGGUCGGAGGGUCCGCGCGGCCCCGGGCCCCCUCGCAGCCCCGAGUCGCGCCCACCCACACGCGGGCGCCAGGUGAGCGGGCGCCGCCCCGCAGCCGGAUUCGCGCGCGGAGCUGGGUCUCGCGACGCUGCCCGCGGCGCCGGAACCUCCGGUCCUCCAGAGGGCGCUGCCCGGCCCGGCCCGCUGCCCGGCCUUCCGAGCCGGCAGCCCCGGGCGGACUUGCGGGAGCCCGGGAGCCUGGAGUCCGAGCCGGCCGGCGCGCGACCCGCCCUGCCCCCGGGGGAGGCGCGGCGGCGGCGGUGCGGGUGGAGGCCGUGCGGUUCCCGCGGCCAAAGCCGCGCAGGGAAGCGAGCCACCAUGUUCAACCAGCUCCAGCAGCAGCAGCUCCAGCAGCAGCUCCAGCAGCAGCAGCAGCAGUUGCUGCAGCUCCAGCAGCUGCUCCAGCAGCCCCCACCUCAGGCCCCCCUGCCCAUGGCCAUGAGCAGGGGGCUCCCCCAGCAGCAGCCACAGCAGCAGCUUCUGAACCUCCAGGGCACCAACGCGGCCUCCCUCCUCAGCGGCUCCGUGCUGCUACAGCGAGCUUUGCUUCUGCAGCAGCUGCAAGGUAACCUUCGCAGCUACAACCUGGCCACCCCGAACCUGACAGCCCCCAGCCUCACACCCCCCCAGAUGGCCACCCCAAAUCUACAGCAGUAUUUUCCCCAGGCCACUCAGCAGUCCCUGCUGGGCCCCCCUCCUGUCAGGGUCCCCAUAAACCCCUCCAAGCUCAUCCUUGCAGGGCGGAACCCACAGAAACAGUCCCGGACCACCCCUGAUCGCAAGGACUCUUCUUCUCAGACGAUGCCUGUGGGAGACGAGGCAGACCCCCCAGAGGGGUCUGAGGACGCUGCGGAGCCCCGAACGGACACACCAGACCAGGAUUCCCCUCCCUGCCCAGAUGACGUUGCUAAGGAGACUUGCACUUCGGCACCUGAGCCAGAGUCCUGCGAAGCGCCUGGGCCACCAGCUAAAAGGUCAAAGAGCUCAGAGAAGGCCACAGAAAAGGGACCCCCAGAGCAGCUGCAGGCGAAGGUCCAGCCACAGGCCCGGAGGACAGCGCCGAAGCAGACGCAGACACCCGAGCUGCUGCCCGAGCCACUGGAAGCCCCAGUGCGGCCACGAUCCCAGCCACGGGUCCUGCAGAUCCAGGCCCAGGUGCAGCCGCCGCAGCAGAAGCAGGCACAGACACAGACCUCCCCAGAGCACGUAAUGCCGCCGCAGGCACAGCCGGAGGCAGAGCCGCCGACGCAGGCGCAGCCACAGCUGCAGGAGCAGGCACAGACCCAGACAUGUCCACAGGUCCAGGCAGGAACACAGCCGCGGGCCCAGCCAGGGGAGCGGCCACCAGAGCAACCUCCGGCGCAGUUGCCAGUGCAGCCACCCGACCAGACCCAGGGGCAGCCUGCGACGCAGCCACAAGUGCCGGCAUCAGAGCAAGCACCAGUUCCGGCUGCUUCCCCUCUGCAGGAGGCACCGCCCAGUGCAGUAGAAGCUGAAGCAGGCCUGGAGGAGGCCUCACCGGAGCCGGUGGCGGCCCAGGUCAGCAUGGAGGAGAGCCAGGAGGAGCUGACCGGUGGCCUGGAUGUGGGAGAAUGUGAAAAAAGAGCAAGAGAGAUGCUCAGGGUGUGGGGUGCCGGGGGCUCCCUGAAGGUCACCAUCCUGCAGAGCAGUGACAGCCGGGCCUUUAGCACUGUAUCCCUCGCGCCGGGGCCACCUUCCAGCGACUCCGCCUCCGCCACCCCUGCUGCCGCCAGCGUGCCCUCCAAGCAGGCGCUGCAGUUCUUCUGCUACAUCUGCAGGGCCAGCUGCUGCAGCCAGCAGGAAUUCCAGGACCACAUGUUGGGGGCCCAGCACCAGCAGCGGCUCGGGGAGAUUGAGCACAUGAGCCAAGCCUGCCUCCUGUCCCUGCUGCCCGUGCCCCGGGAUGUCCUGGAGAGACAGGACGAAGAGCCGCCUCUGAGGCGCUGGUGCCACACCUGCCGGGUCUACUAUACGGGGGACCUGAUCCAGCACCGCAGGACGCAGGACCACAAGAUGGCCAAACAGUCCCUGCGACCUUUCUGCACCGUUUGCAGCCGCUACUUCAGGACCCCCCGCAAGUUUGUGGAGCACGUGAAGUCCCAGGGGCACAAGGACAAAGCCAAGGAGAUGAAGAUGUUCGAGAAGGAGAUAGCUGGCCAGGAUGAGGACCACUUCAUCACGGUGGAUGCCGUGGGCUGCUUUGAGGACGAUGAAGAUGAGGAGGAGGAGGAGGAGAAUGAGGAAGAGAUGGAGGUUGAGGAGGAACUCUGCAAGCAGGUGAGGUCCAGAGGGAUAGCCAUAGAGGAGUGGAAAGACCCAGAGACCCACAGCUCCAACACUGCACAUGGUGUGGACUUCAUGGUGCCGGUGAUGGGCUACGUCUGCCGCAUCUGCCAGAAGUUCUACCACGGCAGCUCGGGGGCAAAGCUCUCCCACUGCAAGUCCUCGGGCCACUUGGAGAACCUGCAGAAAUACAAGAAGGCCCAGGACCCCAGCCCUGCCGCCAGGCCCGUGAGCCGCCGGUGUGCCAUCACUGCCCGCAACGCCCUGACUGCUCUGUUCACCUCCAGCGGCCGCUCACACAUCCAGCCCAGCCUCCAGGACACAGCCAAACCCCCCAGCAAGGUGACGACCCAAGCUCCCCAGCCCCCGCCAUUCCGGCGCUCAGCCCGCCUCAAAUCCUGAUCGGAGCUCCCCCAGCCACCUGGGGCGGGUCCGGAUCUGUGCUUCCUGGGGGUCUGCAUGGAAGCUUGAUAUGGUUGGUGUUUUUACCCAGAAACCCAAUAAAAGAAGGUAGCUUGGUUGUCUAGUCC